AUACAUUAUCUCUGCGCCAAAAGAUUAACAAAAAACUCAUUAUUUAUAAAAUAAAUCGCGCCCAAAUUCUGCAAAUAAUCUUUCUCCGACAAAACCCAUUUCAUGAUGAUGAUGGAACUCGAAUGCUGGAAUUAGCUCACUGCUCGGGUGUUCUGGCUAGUUUAGAUAAUGUGGGUGUUGUUAUGAUGGGACAUGACUGAUCAUGAUGCCUCAUUCUGAGUACUUUACUAUAAUAUUGUUCUCUAGAUGCUGAAACUCCGAUUAUUCUUAUUAUUUAUUUAUUAAGUUACAAGGUGAAGAUGAAUUUGCAAGCACACCCUUCAGACCAUAUCUCAGAACAGGCACUUAACCAAGCUGGUACUUUAUUGACUGGGAUACCACAGCAAAAUAUUGCUCUGCCUAGUCAGAUGCAAAAUCCUAGUAUGCAUCGUCGUGUGCAGAACAUGGACCCUGAAUAUAUAGAAGCACGGAGGUUUAUGACUGAAAAGAUAAUUGAAUCUCUCAUGCAGCGGAGGCAACAAUCUCAUGAGUUACCUGGUAAAAAUAUUUGGGACCUAGCAAAGCGCUUAGAAGAGGGUAUAUUCAGGAUCGCUACAUCCAAGGAGGAGUAUCUAAACCGUGCAACCUUGGAAAGUCGUUUGCAAUUUGUUAUUAGACUAUCAAAGACUAAUCACAACCAGCAAUUUUCACAAGUUAAUACAUCGUCUUCCAUGGGUACAAUGAUUCCAACUCCUGGAUUACCCCAAACCGGUAAUUCAAGCCUGAUGAGAAUGUCGUCUGUGGAUAACUCUAUUGUUGGUAACAGUAGCUCUAAAACAAUUGCAUAUUCCACCAUCAAUUCUGGAAACUUGUUGCUGGCUGGAAAUGGAUCUGUUGGGAGUAAGGCCGGUGGUUCUUUUAGUUCUUCUAGUGGUGCUUUAGCUAAUGGAUAUCAACCAUCAUCAUUGGGGGGUACAGUUAACUCUGUUGGCAAUAACACAGCGACAUCUAUGAGUGUUCCAAGAAUAACAAGCCAAAUGAUUCCCACUCCUGGAUUUUCUAGUUCAGAUAACAAUGAUAUAAAUACUAAUGCUAAUAAUCAGUCUCUGAUAAAAAUGGAGUCCUCUAAUAACAUGUUUGCAUUUCCAGCUUUUGAAUCUACUGAUGUAUCACAGCCGAUGUUGCAAAAGCAGCGAGUUGGUCAAAAUAGUCGUAUUCUGCAUAAUAUUGGCGGCCACAUGGGUGAACUUAGGUCUACAUUGCAGCAAAAGUCGUAUGUUCCAUCAAAUGGGCCCUUAGAUGCGGGGCUGGGGAUGAUGGGAAACAAUAUGUCUCUGAUGAAGGGUCCAGUUGCUUCUGAGGGAUAUUUAACAGGAACAUUAUAUGGCAACUCCCCCAAACCAUUGCAACAACAUUUCGAUCAACAUCAACAGUCAGCAAUGCAGGGUGAUAGAUAUGGAAUUGGAAAAGCUGAGGCUUCAGGGUCUGGUAAUAUACAUUCUCCAGUAACCUCUGUUGGGUCAUUGAUGAACAGUCAGAGCUCAACUGCUGUAUCCUUGCAGUCCAUCCCCAAAACAAACUCUCAUUUGAUGAUAAAUCGUUCGAAUAUGCAAUCUACUCUACACACAAGUAUGAAGGCGCAAUCAUUUGAUCAAUCUGACAAGAUGAACUUCCAAUUGCAGCAUUCAUCUAGAGAAAAUCUUGUACAAUCUCCUCAACAACAAUAUCAACAACCAUCUCACCAUUUUCAGCAGCAGAAACUUGGUCAACAUCAACUCCAGCAAAAGCAGAAAAGUCAGCAUCUCCAACCUAUUUUAAUGAAUGACACAUUAGGACAGUCUCAGCUAUCGUGUAGUGUAGGCGUUGAAGGAAAGAUCGAGCCUGGAAUAAAGCAUCAAGAGGAAAGUCUGCACUUGCAAGUCUCUAAGACAUUCGAGUUUUCUGAUUUAGAGAAUCAGUUCCCACAAAAUGCUAUGGAAGGCCAUUCUGGAGGUGCUUCACAUCCGUCUUACCCACAAGAUAUGUCUUCAUCUCGUACUCAAACUUCAGAUCAGAUACAACAGCUGUUGCAUCCGCAGCAAUUUGCUGCUAACACUCAAAACGGUUUUAACAGCCUAUCUGGUGGCAUCCAUAUGGAUGCAGCUCCGCAAGAUCAAUGUGACCCCAAGUCUCAAGAUGUGUCUCAUGUAUCAAGGAGAGCCCAACAUGAUCAAAAUGUGCAUGGUGAAUAUCACCAGACAAUAACUGGGAACGAUAAUGCACAGAGGCAUAAUUUAUCCUCAGAAGAAUCUAUGAUUGGACAAUCUGAUGCUACUAAAUCAUCAAAUCCUCCUAAUUAUACUGGCACUGUACGUAGAUCUAGUAACCUUAAUCGUGAACAGCAAUUCAAGAACCAACAAAGAUGGUUGUUGUAUUUGCGCCAUGCUCGUACUUGCCAUGCUCCAAAAGGCAAUUGUCAAGAUCCUAAUUGCAUUACAGCGCGAAAAUUGUUGAAUCAUAUAGAAAGAUGCAAUAUACUUGAAUGUUUGUAUCCUCGUUGCUGCGGUACGAAGGAUUUAAUAAAUCACCAUAGGAUCUGUAGGGAAGCAAGUUGUCCUGUUUGCAUUCCUGUUAAGAAUUUUCUGCAGUUACAUCUAAAGGCACUUGCUGAUUCUGAUUUUACUUUGAAAGAAAACCGUAAAUCCCAUAAUUCAGCUGAAAAUGAUGGUGGGUUGACACUCGAGACAAGUCCAGUUAUAACUGAAACUCCAGAAGCCAUACAGCCUUCUGUUAAACGGUUGAAGAUUGAAAAUACCUCCUUACCCAUUCCGUCUGAAACUGAAAGCUCGGUUAUACGAAGUCCUGCUGUAAUUGAACCUCAUCCCCUCUCCGAUACACAACAUGAUGUUUCUCACGUGCCAAUGGAAUCCAAUGACACAGGAGUAAAGAUGGAAAUUCCGUCAAGUGUUGGGCAGUUAAGUUCUAAGAAUAUUGAGAUGGUAAAGGAUAAUUUGCAUGAUACCUACAAACAAAGGCCGGAUGUAUUUCCUAUCAUCUCAAAUAAUCCUACUGGAUUUGGUGAACAGGAGGUUAUCAAGAUUGAGAAGGAACUGGACCAUGCUAAACAGGAAAGUACAUCAGUUCCUUCUGAAAGUUCAUCGAAGUCUGGGAAGCCAAAAAUAAAGGGAGUAUCGCUGAUAGAAUUGUUCACCCCUGAACAAGUCCGGGAGCACAUUACAGGCCUUAGACAAUGGGUUGGUCAGAGCAAAGCAAAAGCCGAAAAAAAUCAAGCAAUGAAGAAUUCAAUGAGCGAAAAUUCAUGUCAGUUGUGUGCAGUUGAGAAGCUUACCUUUGAACCACCACCCAUAUAUUGCACACCUUGUGGUGCUCGCAUUAAAAGAAAUGCAAUGUAUUAUACCAAUGGAGCUGGUGAUACUCGUCAUUGCUUCUGCAUUCCAUGUUAUAAUGAGGCUCGUGGGGACACCAUUGCAGUAGAUGGAGCUUCUGUUCAAAAGACGAAGAUGGAGAAGAAGAAAAAUGACGAGGAAACUGAGGAAUGGUGGGUUCAAUGUGAUAACUGUGAAGCAUGGCAACAUCAAAUAUGUGCGUUAUUUAAUGGCCGAAGGAAUGAUGGUGGACAAGCUGAUUACACCUGUCCAAAUUGUUAUGUGGCAGAAGUCGAAAGAGGAGAACGUGUGCCAUUACCGCAAAAUUCUGUUCUUGGAGCAAAAGAUUUGCCAAGAACAAUUUUGAGUGAUCACAUUGAGCAACGAUUAUUUAGACGGCUGAAGCAAGAGAGACAGGACAGAGCGAGACUUCUUGGAAAAAGCUUUGAUGAGGUUCCAGGAGCAGAAGCACUUGUUGUACGAGUUGUGUCAUCAGUGGACAAAAAGUUGGAAGUCAAACCACGGUUUCUUGAAAUAUUUCAUGAGGAGAAUUAUCCAACAGAGUUCCCAUAUAAAUCUAAGGUUGUACUAUUAUUUCAAAAAACUGAAGGUGUUGAAGUAUGCUUAUUUGGCAUGUACGUUCAAGAAUUUGGAUCAGAAUGUCAGCAGCCAAAUCAUCGCCGAGUAUAUCUCUCAUAUCUUGAUUCUGUUAAGUAUUUCCGGCCAGAGGUCAAGACAGUGACUGGAGAGGCUCUUCGGACAUUUGUGUACCAUGAAAUUUUGAUUGGAUACUUAGAGUAUUGCAAAUUGCGUGGUUUCACGAGCUGCUACAUAUGGGCCUGCCCUCCAUUGAAGGGUGAAGACUACAUUUUAUAUUGCCACCCAGAAAUUCAAAAAACACCAAAAUCUGAUAAGCUUAGAGAGUGGUACUUGUCCAUGUUAAGAAAAGCUUCAAAGGAAAAUAUUGUAGUUGAUCUUGCUAAUCUAUACGACCAUUUCUUUACCUCUACUGGUGAAUGUAAAGCAAAGGUGACUGCAGCUCGGUUGCCUUACUUUGAUGGAGAUUAUUGGCCUGGUGCCGCGGAGGACAUGAUAUAUCAACUACAGCAAGAAGAGGAUGGGAGAAAACAGUAUAAGAAGGGAACUAUAAAAAAGACCAUUACGAAGAGAGCCUUAAAGGCAUCAGGCCAAAUUGAUCUUUCGGGCAAUGCAUCAAAGGACCUGCUUUUAAUGCAUAAACUUGGUGAGACGAUUUCUCCAAUGAAAGAGGAUUUCAUCAUGGUUCACCUGCAGCAUUCAUGUAACCAUUGCUGCAUUUUAAUGGUGUCUGGAAAUCGUUGGGUUUGCAGACAGUGUAAAAAUUUUCAGCUUUGUGACAGGUGCUAUGAAUCUGAACAAAAAUGCGAGGACAGAGUGAGACAUCCUAUCAACCAAAAGGAGAAGCACAUAUUUUAUUCAGUUGAAAUCACUGAUGUCCCCGUUGAUACCAAAGAUAGAGAUGAGAUACUGGAGAGUGAAUUCUUUGAUACAAGGCAGGCAUUUCUUAGCCUUUGCCAGGGAAAUCAUUAUCAAUACGAUACCCUGCGCCGUGCUAAGCAUUCCUCAAUGAUGAUCCUCUACCAUCUUCACAAUCCUACUGCCCCGGCUUUUGUAACAACGUGCUAUGUAUGUCAUCUGGAUAUUGAAGCUGGUCAAGGUUGGCACUGUGAGAUGUGCCCGGAUUAUGAUAUAUGCAAUUCUUGUUAUCAAAAAGAUGGUGGAGUUGAUCACCCUCAUAAAUUGACCAAUAAUCAGUGUAAAGAACGUGAUGAACAAAACACAGAAGCAAGGCAAAUACGAGUUAUGCAGCUUAGGAAAAUGCUUGACCUCCUGGUACAUGCUUCUCAAUGCCGUUCUCCACUUUGCCAAUAUCCAAACUGUCGCAAGGUGAAGGGACUUUUCCGCCAUGGUUUUGUGUGCAAAGUACGUGCUUCUGGAGGUUGUCCUCUCUGUAAGAAAAUGUGGUCUCUCCUUCAGCUUCAUUCUCGAGCAUGCAAAGAAUCUCAGUGCAAUGUACCACGUUGCAGAGAUUUGCGGGAACACACAAGAAGGAUGCAGCAGCAGUCUGAUUCGCGUCGAAGGGCUGCUGUAAUGGAAAUGAUGAGGCAGCGUGCUGCAGAGGUUGCUGCCGAUUCUUGAUGACCCAUUUAUGUAUAUAGUAGGGCCUAGGAUUUGAAGAUACUGUUUCAUAGUGAGGCAGGUAAGUUAUAGUCGUGAACUGCCUAGUUAAUGGACCUCAUUUUGACGGUGUAAAGUUCCAUAGAAAGUAUGCAAGAGUUUCAUUUAUUAUCACUAGGCACAAAAUUUUUUCAUUCAUACAUUAUGGGUGGAACUUGAUAGUGAAGUCUAUAGAUCAGAAACUUGGUUCUCUAUUUGGAGGGUGAGCCUUCAUGGCUAGAAAAUGAUUCUUCGAUUUUAUGGCCUUAUCACAACUAUCUAGAUCUUUCUAGAUUUUUCAUUUGUAAAUAUAACAUCUCAAACUUGUAUUUUUCUCUC
Molecule: messenger RNA, 5879 nt
Organism: Olea europaea var. sylvestris
Lineage: Eukaryota; Viridiplantae; Streptophyta; Magnoliopsida; Lamiales; Oleaceae
Product: histone acetyltransferase HAC1-like
Exons: 17
Coding region: 300-5522 (1740 amino acids)
Biological process (GO): positive regulation of transcription by RNA polymerase II
Cellular component (GO): transcription regulator complex; histone acetyltransferase complex
Molecular function (GO): chromatin DNA binding; zinc ion binding; transcription coactivator activity
Source: RefSeq, a predicted model, not a curated record